AUGGACCUAUUGUUUUUGGGGAAGAUGUUUACUGAGAAUGGGGUCCUACCAGAAUAUGGAUUAGCUACUGAUGGAAUACUUCAAGCAAAUGCUGCUGGACAUUUGUUCCUUAAGGAAAUUACAUCAGAGAACAUUCCUAUUGAAAAGGUUCAGUUAUAUUUUUCCCCAUUUACUAGGACGAGGCAAACAACAGAAGCUGUUGGGAGUGUUUUGAACAUACCUUUUGCUAGUCCUCAAAUGAAGGUAACAGAGGAGCUGAGGGAACGAUAUUUUGGACCACAACUCGAGCUUCAGUCUCAUGAUCAUUACCCGGAAAUAUGGGCUCUUGAUGAAAAGGAUCCUUUUAGCCCUCCGGAAGGAGGAGAGAGUGUAGCAGAUGUUGCUUCUAGACUUUCUACUAUUGUGCCAAAGAUAGAAGCAGAAUGUGAAGGGUAUGGCAUUCUUCUUGUUGCCCAUGGCGACCCUCUACAAAUCUUUCAAGCAAUUCUACAUGCAUCAUUCCACAACCAUCCUACAGAGAAGAAUGGAAUCUUAGAAAUAGACAUGCCUGGAGUAAUGACUCCUUCCAUAUUAUCACAGCAUCGAAAAUUCUCUCUUCUUACUGGGGAACUUCGCCGAGUUAUUUAAAUGUUGUUUUUGUUAUCUCCUGUAAUAGAUUGAUAUAGUGAGUUUUCACAUUUUUGGUGGUAUCAUUGCUUAAUACAAAGCUUUUGAAUACUCAAGUCAAUACAUUUAGAUGCAUUAUUGUGCGCUAAACACUGAAAUGGGUCGACAACUCAGAUGACUUCUAUGCAGCUUAUCUUGUUGCACUAUUAUGUUAUAUUUUCCAUCAAUUUAUAGACAAAUCCACAUAAGAAAUGUUUGUUUCA
Molecule: messenger RNA, 869 nt
Organism: Cryptomeria japonica (Japanese cedar)
Lineage: Eukaryota; Viridiplantae; Streptophyta; Pinopsida; Cupressales; Cupressaceae
Exons: 6
Coding region: 1-627 (208 amino acids)
Source: RefSeq, a predicted model, not a curated record